This is a messenger RNA of Lactuca saligna, 711 nucleotides long. The record is from the annotation of a GenBank genome assembly. NCBI's taxonomy places the organism in Eukaryota, Viridiplantae, Streptophyta, Magnoliopsida, Asterales, Asteraceae.
AUGCGUGCACCGGUUAUCUUCGAGAAAUUUGAAGUUCAUGGCGACAUGAACACGAUACCUGAUGAUGUUAUGGAUUCGAUUAAGAAGAAUAGAGUUUGUUUGAAGGGCGAAUUGAUUACGCCGGUGGGCGGAGGGGUUAAUUCGUUGAAUCUUCUGUUGAGGAAAGAACUAGAUUUGUAUAUCUCGCUUGUGAGCUGUUUUAAUUUGCCUGGGUUGCCUUCUAGGCAUGAGAACGUUGAUAUCGUGGUGAUCAGGGAGAACACGGAGGGGGAGUAUUCGGGUUUGGAGCAUGAGGUUGUUCCUGGUGUCGUUGAAAGUCUUAAGGUGAUAACAAAGUUCUGCUCUGAACGCAUAACACAAUAUGCUUUUAAAUAUGCUCAUCUCAACAACAAAAAGAUUGUAAUAGUUGUUCAUAAAGCAAACAUCAUGAAGCUUGCAAAUAGACUUUUCUUGGAAUCUUUUAGGGAGAUUGCUAAAAGAUAUCCCAAUAUCAAAUAUAAUGAAAUCAUUGUUGAUAAUUGUUGCAUACAACUUGUUUCAAAGCCUGAGCAAUUCGAUGUCAUGGUGACUCCUAACCUUUAUGGCAACCUAGUUGCAAACACUGCAGCUGGAAUUGUUGGUGGGACAAUUGUCAUCCCAGGAGGAAAUGUUGGAACUAAGUAUGCAAUCUUUGAGCAAAGUGCAUCAGCUAGGAAUGUUGGGAAUGUUUAA